Molecule: messenger RNA, 879 nt
Organism: Dryobates pubescens (Downy woodpecker)
Lineage: Eukaryota; Metazoa; Chordata; Aves; Piciformes; Picidae
Gene: FOXE1
Product: forkhead box E1
Exons: 1
Coding region: 1-879 (292 amino acids)
Biological process (GO): cell differentiation; anatomical structure morphogenesis; regulation of transcription by RNA polymerase II
Molecular function (GO): DNA-binding transcription factor activity, RNA polymerase II-specific; RNA polymerase II cis-regulatory region sequence-specific DNA binding
Source: RefSeq, a predicted model, not a curated record
AUGACUGCCGAGAGCCGCUUGCCGCCGGGCCCCCCGCCGCCACCCCCGCCGCUGAAGGCGGACGCGGCAUCGCCGGGGGAGGACGCGGCGGUGGCGGCGGCGGCGGCGGGGACACGGGGAGGGCGGCGACGGCGCAAACGUCCGGCGGAGCGGGGCAAACCUCCGUACAGCUACAUCGCCCUCAUCGCCAUGGCCAUCGGGCAGGCUCCCGAGCGGCGGCUGACGUUGGGGGGCAUCUACCGCUUUAUCACGGAGCGCUUCCCCUUCUAUCGCGACAGCCCCCGCAAGUGGCAGAACAGCAUCCGACACAACCUCACCCUCAACGACUGCUUCGUCAAGGUGCCGCGGGAGCCGGGACGCCCCGGCAAGGGUAACUACUGGACGCUGGACCCCCACGCCCGCGAUAUGUUCGAGAGCGGUUCCUUCCUCCGCCGGAGGAAACGCUUCAAGCGCAGCGACCUCUCCACCUACCCGGCUUUCCUCGCCGAGCGCCCCGCCGCUCCCUUCCCGCUGCCUGCACCGCCGCCCAACGCCGACCUGACCCCAGCCCCUGCCGCCGCCUCUUGCGCCUUCGCCGCCGCCGCCUUCCCCGCUCAGGGCUGCGCCGCUGCUGCCCUGCCGCACGCCUACGCCCCGCUGCCCACCGGCCCCGGCCCCUACGCCCCAGCCGGCCCCGGUCAGUUGUACGCGCCGUCGGGGCGCAUCAUGCUUCCCGCAUCGCCAUCCGCCCCCGCCGGACUCUACGGCCGCCGCUCCCCUGCGCCCUACCCGCCGCUGCCCCACUCCUACGGCACCGGCGGGCAGCUGGGUCCCUCCGAGCCGGGACCGCGGCACGGCUUCUACCCCGGUGGACCGGACAGAUUUGUCCCGGCGCUUUAA